This is a messenger RNA of Ogataea philodendri, 2067 nucleotides long. RefSeq lists its product as uncharacterized. The transcript has a single exon. NCBI's taxonomy places the organism in Eukaryota, Fungi, Ascomycota, Pichiomycetes, Pichiales, Pichiaceae. The record is from RefSeq and is a predicted model, not a curated record. Gene Ontology annotation, cellular component: membrane. Bases 1 to 2067 code for a protein of 688 amino acids.
AUGACCGUGGACCCUAUUCAUCAAAGCUGGUUUGACCCGCUUCCAUUGCAACAGUACCAGGAGCUGGUGAAGAAAUCGGCUCCAGAGUCAGUCUCCAGCUGUCCACCAGAUCGGACUGUUGGUAAGCCCGCUGUUAGUGUUGCUUGUGGACCUAAUCUUCGGUUCUUGGGGUGUUUAGAAAACGGAACCAACAAUUACCGUGGAACCAUAUUGCUGGUUCUGCGUGAUUCCGAAAACUCUGAAAAAACCAAGCCUACAAUCAAAUACUAUGUCGGCCCUGCUACCACCGAUGUCUCUUUGAGUCUACAGUCCGGUGUUUUCCCCGGCACUUUGUUCUACCAGGAGCAGGGCUUCAGCUUCUGGAGAUUCGCAAUGGACCUCGAAUUGACUCAAUAUGAGCAGAAAGUCAAGUACUCUGUUAACGACGAGUUUAACGAAAACUUUCAGUUCUUCCUCCCUUCGAUCGAGCAGAGUAUGAACGUCAUGUCGUAUUCUUGUAACGGGUUCUCGUUGUCUGUCAAGACCGCGGAGUUCAAGAGUUCUUUGUGGUAUGAUGUGCUCCGCAAGCACGACCAACUGCCAUACCAUGUGAUGGUUGGAGGAGGAGACCAGAUCUACUGCGACUCGGUCAAGAAAUCGUCCAGGCCUUUUGAGAAAUGGCUUGAGCACAAAAAACUCCACUCCUACGAGAAGCUCACCGACGAAAUGGUCAAGUCGCUCAAGGAGUACUACAUGAAGAACUACAUUCAAUGGUUCGGUAAAGGUUACUGGGAAGGAACAGCAGGAGCUACUUUGCAAUGUAUGUAUCCAAUGGCGCUGCAACAGAUUCCUCAAGUCAACGUGUUUGAUGACCACGAUAUCAUCGACGGUUUUGGGUCCUAUGGUCAUCGGACAAUGACUCAGGAUAUAUUCAAAGGUGUUGGAAACAUUGCAUUUAACUACUAUUUAUUGUUCCAGCACCACACUUCUCCAACAGAAGAGAUGGCUUCGGAACCAUCGUGGAUACCUGGAGCAUCCGUGGGUCCAUAUAUCACUCAGAAAUCCAGAUCAGUGUACACCAGAUUCGGAAGGGAAAUUGCAUUGGUUGGUUUCGACUGCAGAACCGAGCGUACUAAACAUCAAAUCAUCACCCAGGAGACGUACAGCCGUAUCUUUAAGAGAAUGGAUGACGAGUUGGUUGCAGCCAAGGGCGAGAUCAAACACUUGCUCGUGCUGCUCGGUGUGCCAAUCUGUUACCCGAGAAUGGUCUGGAUCGAGUCGCUCAUGGGAUCCAAGCUUCUUGCUCCUAUCAAGUACCUGGCAAGAAAGGGAGUCAUUGCCAAAGGCUUGGUGAACGAAUUCGAUGGUGGUAUCGAAUUGUUGGAUGAUUUGAACGACCAUUGGUGUGCUGCUCACCACAAGAAGGAACGGAACUGGUUGAUGGGCGAGUUGGUCAAGUUCGGUGCUAAACACGGAGUCAGAAUCACCAUUCUGUCCGGUGACGUUCAUCUUGGAUGUCUUUCCAGAACCAUGACCAAGCUCGAUAAGCACAUCAGCGCUCAAGAGCGCGAGAACAUCGUGGCAAAGCCAGAAAAGGAUCCUAGAUUGAUUUUCAACGUCAUUUCUUCUGCCAUCAUCAACGCUCCUCCACCUAACGGUAUGGCCAGCUUUUUGCAGAAACGUGCAAAGAUUCAUCACUUUGAUAGACACUGCGACGAAGACGUUGUUGAUCUGUUCCUCAAGGACACUGAUGGGUCAGAGAGAAGCAACACUCUGUUUCUGAAUAAACGGAACUAUGCCGACUUGAUUCCUUUCAAGAACCUGAAGAACACUGAUAGAUACAAGCAGUUCCAACAAGGAGACUUGAUCCAUCCAGGUCCAACAACGGAGCUUGCCAAGGCCGAACCUAUCCACAAUGGACAUAUUUCUCUGAAGAACAUUGGAUACCCAUUGGACCCGGAAUCGCUCGUCACCACUUUCCACUUUGAGGCAGAUAUCAAAGAUUUCAACUCAGAGACUUAUGACUAUGAAGUUCUGAUUCCUCAUCUUGCUGAACGGCAAAAGAUUUCAGAAGUGGGUCUUAAAUAA